Messenger RNA from Uranotaenia lowii, 594 nucleotides. RefSeq names its product NADH dehydrogenase [ubiquinone] 1 beta subcomplex subunit 3 (gene ND-B12). Bases 180 to 521 code for a protein of 113 amino acids. The transcript is spliced from 2 exons. Gene Ontology annotation, cellular component: mitochondrion. Lineage: Eukaryota; Metazoa; Arthropoda; Insecta; Diptera; Culicidae. The record is from RefSeq and is a predicted model, not a curated record. Gene Ontology annotation, biological process: electron transport chain; mitochondrial respiratory chain complex I assembly.
AGCGCUAUCGCUCUUUCUGUCAAAACAAAAACGCACUUCGGCCGCCGUCGUCGCAAAAAUCUUUCCCGUGUGCGGUGCAGGAAAAUUUUGCUCUUAACUUUUUUGCCAAUAAAUUGUUCAGAACCCUAAACAAGGGUCAAAUUUUCCACUCCAGUUAACCUAUUCCGGUCGAAUCAACGAUGGGAGGACACGACCACCACGGACCACCGUACAAGGUUCCGGAUGCUUCGAUCUACAAAGUGGCCGACGCACCGCAACUGGUGGAAGUGGAACGGGCCCUAGCUCGCCGGGGUCUCAAGGAUCCCUGGCUACGGAACGAGGUGUGGCGCUACAACGUGCAUCAGUUCAGCACCCACCGGUCCCGGUUGAUGAACUUCCUGUUCAAGGGAUUCCCGCUGGGAUUUGCCGCAUUCGUUGCCACCAUCGGGAUCGAGUUUGCCCUGGGAAUCGACUAUCAUGCCCAUCAUCACGGUGAACACGGCGAUGGCGAUCAUGGCCAUGGUGAGGGUGGCCACCAUUAGGAAGAGGUCGCUGUUAAUUUUUACCUUCAAAUAAAUUUGUGCAAAUUGAAAGUCUUAGGUCGGUUUAAAAGAA